UCUUCACUAGAAUCAUUACAGUGUAGAUCUCUCUCUCCCUCUCUCAAACUAACCCUAAUUUCAGUGAACCGACCAUCUCUUUCACCUUCCAAGAAUUGGGGAUUCGAAAGCAACUUCCAUUUUGAUGCAGUUCUUUUUACUCUUUCAGAUCAAGUUCGCCCAAAUGGCUUCUUUUUUUGCAUUCUCGCUCAUAUUGCUCUCACUUUGGGGAUUCAAUACUUGCAAUGGCCGUAUCUUCACCUUAGAAAUGCAUCACCGCUUCUCCGAACCAGUCAAGAAAUUGUCCGAAAGCGCCGGAAAACAUUUUCUUGCCGAAAAUUGGCCUGUGAGAGGAAGUGUUGAGUACUACGCUCAGUUGGCCAACCACGAUCAGGUCAUCCGAGGCCGACGCCUUUCGGAAUUCAACGGAUCGCUUACUUUUUCCGAAGGCAAUUCAACCUUUCGGAUCAACUCUUUGGGAUUUUUGCAUUACACGACCGUGUCACUAGGGACGCCUAGUACGAAGUUCUUGGUGGCGCUGGACACUGGGAGUGACCUGUUCUGGGUGCCCUGUGAUUGCAGCAGAUGUGCACCAACUGAAGACACUCCUUAUAGCUCUGAAUUUGAGCUUAGCAUAUACAGCCCUAAAGGUUCAUCAACAAGCAAAAAGGUCACAUGCACCAAUAGUUUGUGUGCACACCGCAAUAGAUGCCUGGAAACAUUGAGUCAUUGCCCAUACACAGUGUCCUAUGUAUCAUCUGAAACUUCAACAUCAGGGAUUUUGGUGGAGGAUGUUCUGCACUUAAGAACAGAAGAUAAUGAUCAAGAAUUCAUUGAGGCGUACAUAAUGUUUGGCUGUGGACAGGUUCAGACUGGUUCAUUUCUAGAUGUUGCGGCACCAAAUGGCUUAUUUGGGCUUGGUUUGGAGAAGAUAUCAGUUCCCAGCAUUUUAUCCAGGGAGGGUUAUACUGCAGAUUCUUUUUCAAUGUGUUUCGGAAGCGAUGGAACUGGAAGGAUUAACUUCGGAGAUAAGGGUAGCCUAGACCAGGACGAAACCCCAUUUAAUCUGAAUCCAUUACAUCCCACCUAUAAUGUUACUGUUACUCAAACUCGUGUGGGGACUACUAUCAUCGACUUGGAUUUCACUGCUCUAUUUGAUUCUGGGACCUCUUUCACAUACCUGGUUGACGCACCCUAUACAAGACUUUCAGAGAGCUUCCAUUUGCAAGCACAAGAUAGGCGACGUCCACCUGAUUCGAGGAUCCCUUUUGAGUAUUGUUAUGAUAUGAGUUCUGAUGCAAACACUAGUUUGAUACCCACUCUAAGCCUAACCAUGGCGGGGGGAGGCCAACUUGCCAUCUUUGAUCCAAUAAUUGUCAUCUCCAUGCAGCAAGAAGUUGUAUAUUGCCUGGCUGUUGUCAAGAGCGCGGAACUCAAUAUAAUCGGGCAAAAUUUUAUGACUGGCUACCGCAUUGUAUUUGACCGGGAGAAACUUGUCCUUGGCUGGAAGAAGUUUGACUGUUACGAUACUGAAGAUAAUAAUACUUUCCCAACAAAAUCGCACAACUCUACCACAGUUCCUCCUGCUGUUGCCGUUGGACUAGAUAAUCAUGCUACUCCAAACUCAACCAGAGAGACCCGAAAUAGUUCUGUGAUUUCAGUUGCAUCUCCAUUUUAUCACUGCCAUUUUUCAGAUUGGACUUACUCUUGCUUAAGAUUUCUAUUCAUAUUGCUUUUACUAUUGCGGCGGUUAUAAGGCCUCCGUAACAAACCAGCAGCAGUUCGUUGUGGUAUUAUUUUUCAGUUUAAACUAUUGUUUCACAAAUGAUGAAAGCCCCACCUCAAAAUGGUCUCAAGAGAAAUAGAAAAUUUUGUAUUGAUUUUUAUUUGCCCCAUGGUUAUGCAGAUUGUAUUUGACCCUGCUUGUAGGGAUCUAGUGUACAAUGUACAUAGCAAACACAUUAACAUUCCAUUUUAUUAAAUGAAAUUUUGAAAGUGAUCUUGUUCCUCAGACCUACAA
This is a messenger RNA of Cornus florida, 1999 nucleotides long. Its product is annotated as aspartyl protease family protein 1-like. Gene Ontology annotation, molecular function: aspartic-type endopeptidase activity. The record is from RefSeq and is a predicted model, not a curated record. The transcript is spliced from 10 exons. NCBI's taxonomy places the organism in Eukaryota, Viridiplantae, Streptophyta, Magnoliopsida, Cornales, Cornaceae. Gene Ontology annotation, biological process: proteolysis. Bases 125 to 1735 code for a protein of 536 amino acids.